AUGGUUUAUAGAUUAUUUUUUAUUGUUCUAAGCUGUUUAGUUCGUAAAGAUCGGGAGUUAACAAGCAAAAUUUUAUCAAUUUAAAUCUUUUUAUCAAUUACAACGACAUUUUUAUAUAAAAGCGAUGAUCCUUUCAUUACAAUUGUUAAUAUCAUGUAACUUAUUAAUUGUAUCAUGAUAUAUAUUUUUGUUAUUUGGAGUUUAAGUGCCCUUGUGAAUUUGGGAGAAUCGAUUGUUGUUUGUCCUGCGACAGACGAAGGAACAUCGGUUUAUUACCCAGUUUCCGAUUGCACAAAAUUUUGUGAAUGCUCCAAUGGGACAGCAUACCUCCACAGUUGCCCAGAAGGUCUUUAUUUUAAUACUACAUUGAACGCAUGCGAUUGGCCUGAGAACUCAGGAUGCGCUACUAAUCUCUCAACUACAUUAUCUCCAAUUGAGAGUCCUUGCUCUGAUCAAGAAACUACCACUGAAACUUCGUCGACAACAGAGGCAUCUACCGAAUCUUCGAAUAUUUGUGUUGAAGAAAAUAUCGUUUGUCCUGCUGAAGAUGGAGAAGACUCAGUUUACUUCUCUACAUCCGAUUGUACCAAGUUCUGUCAAUGCUCCAAUGGAGUAGCAUAUGAACAUGAUUGUCCAGCAGGUCUUCAUUUUAAUUCCGAACUUAAUGUCUGUGAUUGGCCAGAAGAUGCUGGAUGCGAAAGCAGCUCCACCAAUACAACUACAACAGAAGCAACUACCGAAGAUGACACAACAACGAUCUCAUCAACUACAGAAGCAGCAACCGAAGAUGACACAACAACGACCUUAUCAACUACAGAAGCAACUACCGAAGAUGACACAACAACGACCUCAUCAACUACAGAAGCAGCAACUGAAGAUACAACAACUGCGACUGCUUCCACGACAGAUGCAACGAAUGAUGAUACAACAACAACGACUUCAUCGACAACAGAGGCAUCUACCGAAUCAUCCAAUAUCUGUGUCGAUGAAAAUAUCGUUUGUCCUGCUGAAGAUGGAGAAGAUUCAGUUUACUUCCCUGUAUCUGAUUGUACCAAGUUCUGUCAAUGUUCCAAUGGAGUAGCAUAUGAACAUGAUUGUCCAGCAGGUCUUCAUUUUAAUUCCGAACUUAAUGUCUGUGAUUGGCCAGAAGAUGCUGGAUGCGAAAGCAGCUCCACCAAUACAACUACAACCGAAGCAACUACCGAAGAUGACACAACCACGACCUCAUCAACUACAGAAGCAGCAACCGAAGAUACAACAACUGCGACUGCAUCGACAACAGAGGCAUCUACCGAAUCUUCAAGUAUUUGUGUUGAGGAAAAUAUCGUUUGUCCUGCUGAAGAUGGAGAAGAUUCAGUUUACUUCUCUACAUCCGAUUGUACCAAGUUCUGUCAAUGCUCCAAUGGAGUAGCAUAUGAACAUGAUUGUCCAGCAGGUCUUCAUUUUAAUUCUGACCUUAAUGUCUGUGAUUGGCCAGAAGAUGCUGGAUGCGAAAGCAGCUCCACCAAUACAACCACAACAGAAGCAACUACCGAAGAUGACACAACCACGACCUCAUCAACUACAGAAGCAGCAACCGAAGAUACAACAACUGCGACUGCUUCCACGACAGAUGCAACGAAUGAUAAUACAACAACAACGACUUCAUCGACAACAGAGGCUUCUACCGAAUCUUCAAGUAUUUGUGUUGAAGAAAAUAUCGUUUGUCCUGCUGAAGAUGGAGAAGAUUCAGUUUACUUCUCUACAUCCGAUUGUACCAAGUUCUGUCAAUGCUCCAAUGGAGUAGCAUAUGAACAUGAUUGUCCAGCAGGACUUCAUUUUAAUUCUGACCUUAAUGUCUGUGAUUGGCCAGAAGAUGCUGGAUGCGAAAGCAGCUCCACCAAUACAACCACAACAGAAGCAACUACCGAAGAUGACACAACCACGACCUCAUCAACUACAGAAGCAGCAACCGAAGAUACAACAACUGCGACUGCUUCCACGACAGAUGCAACGAAUGAUAAUACAACAACAACGACUUCAUCGACAACAGAGGCUUCUACCGAAUCUUCAAGUAUUUGUGUUGAAGAAAAUAUCGUUUGUCCUGCUGAAGAUGGAGAAGAUUCAGUUUACUUCUCUACAUCCGAUUGUACCAAGUUCUGUCAAUGCUCCAAUGGAGUAGCAUAUGAACAUGAUUGUCCAGCAGGUCUUCAUUUUAAUUCCGAACUUAAUGUCUGUGAUUGGCCAGAAGAUGCUGGAUGCGAAAGCAGCUCCACCAAUACAACUACAACAGAAGCAACUACCGAAGAUGACACAACAACGAUCUCAUCAACUACAGAAGCAGCAACCGAAGAUGACACAACAACGACCUUAUCAACUACAGAAGCAACUACCGAAGAUGACACAACAACGACCUCAUCAACUACAGAAGCAGCAACUGAAGAUACAGCAACUGCGACUGCAUCCACGACAGAUGCAGCAACUGAAGAUUCUACAACAACGACUUCAUCGACAACAGAGGCAUCUACCGAAUCUUCGAAUAUUUGUGUUGAAGAAAAUAUCGUUUGCCCUGCUGAAGAUGGAGAAGACUCAGUUUACUUCUCUACAUCCGAUUGUACCAAGUUCUGUCAAUGCUCCAAUGGAGUAGCAUAUGAACAUAAUUGUCCAGCAGGUCUUCAUUUUAAUUCCGAACUUAAUGUCUGUGAUUGGCCAGAAGAUGCUGGAUGCGAAAGCAGCUCCACCAAUACAACCACAACAGAAGCAACUACCGAAGAUGACACAACCACGACCUCAUCAACUACAGAAGCAGCAACCGAAGAUACAACAACUGCGACUGCUUCCACGACAGAUGCAACGAAUGAUAAUACAACAACAACGACUUCAUCGACAACAGAGGCUUCUACCGAAUCUUCAAGCAUUUGUGUUGAAGAAAAUAUCGUUUGUCCUGCUGAAGAUGGAGAAGAUUCAGUUUACUUCUCUACAUCCGAUUGUACCAAGUUCUGUCAAUGCUCCAAUGGAGUAGCAUAUGAACAUGAUUGUCCAGCAGGUCUUCAUUUUAAUUCCGAACUUAAUGUCUGUGAUUGGCCAGAAGAUGCUGGAUGCGAAAGCAGCUCCACCAAUACAACCACAACAGAGGCAACUACCGAAGAUGACACAACAACGACCUCAUCAACUACAGAAGCAGCAACUGAAGAUACAGCAACUGCGACUGCAUCCACGACAGAUGCAGCAACUGAAGAUUCUACAACAACGACUUCAUCGACAACAGAGGCAUCUACCGAAUCUUCGAAUAUUUGUGUUGAAGAAAAUAUCGUUUGCCCUGCUGAAGAUGGAGAAGACUCAGUUUACUUCUCUACAUCCGAUUGUACCAAGUUCUGUCAAUGCUCCAAUGGAGUAGCAUAUGAACAUGAUUGUCCAGCAGGUCUUCAUUUUAAUUCCGAACUUAAUGUCUGUGAUUGGCCAGAAGAUGCUGGAUGCGAAAGCAGCUCCACCAAUACAACUACAACAGAAGCAACUACCGAAGAUGACACAACAACGACCUCAUCAACUACAGAAGCAACAACCGAAGAUACAACAACUGCGAUUGCUUCCACGACAGAUGCAGCAACUGAAGAUUCUACAACAACGACUUCAUCGACAACAGAAUCAUCUACCGAAUCUUCAAGUAUUUGUGUUGAAGAAAAUAUCGUUUGCCCCGCUGAAGAUGGAGAAGACUCAGUUUACUUCUCUACAUCCGAUUGUACCAAGUUCUGUCAAUGCUCCAAUGGAGUAGCAUAUGAACAUGAUUGUCCAGCAGGUCUUCAUUUUAAUUCCGAACUUAAUGUCUGUGAUUGGCCUGAAGAUGCUGGAUGCGAAAGCAGCUCCACCAAUACAACCACAACAGAGGCAACUACCGAAGAUGACACAACAACGACCUCAUCAACUACAGAAGCAGCAACUGAAGAUUCAACAACUGCGACUGCUUCCACGACAGAUGCAACGAAUGAUGAUACAACAACAACGACUUCAUCGACAACAGAGGCAUCUACCGAAUCUUCGAAUAUUUGUGUUGAAGAAAAUAUCGUUUGCCCUGCUGAAGAUGGAGAAGACUCAGUUUACUUCUCUACAUCCGAUUGUACCAAGUUCUGUCAAUGCUCCAAUGGAGUAGCAUAUGAACAUGAUUGUCCAGCAGGUCUUCAUUUUAAUUCCGAACUUAAUGUCUGUGAUUGGCCAGAAGAUGCUGGAUGCGAAAGCAGCUCCACCAAUACAACCACAACAGAGGCAACUACCGAAGAUGACACAACAACGACCUCAUCAACUACAGAAGCAGCAACUGAAGAUUCAACAACUGCGACUGCUUCCACGACAGAUGCAACGAAUGAUGAUACAACAACAACGACUUCAUCGACAACAGAGGCAUCUACCGAAUCAUCCAAUAUUUGUGUCGAUGAAAAUAUCGUUUGUCCUGCUGAAGAUGGAGAAGAUUCAGUUUACUUCCCUGUAUCUGAUUGUACCAAGUUCUGUCAAUGCUCCAAUGGAGUAGCAUAUGAACAUAAUUGUCCAGCAGGUCUUCAUUUCAACUCCGAACUUAAUGUAUGUGAUUGGCCAGAAGAUGCAGGGUGUGAGAGUAGCUCUACCACUACAAUCACCAGUAACUAAAUCAAACCCCACCAGGCAUCUUAUUACAAGGAAAAUUAUAUGAUGCAAUAAAUACAUUUGAAAUUAUAGACUUCCGUAUAAUUAAUAUAUACUCAAUGUAAAUAA
Molecule: messenger RNA, 4722 nt
Organism: Diorhabda carinulata
Lineage: Eukaryota; Metazoa; Arthropoda; Insecta; Coleoptera; Chrysomelidae
Product: mucin-22-like
Exons: 13
Coding region: 175-4617 (1480 amino acids)
Cellular component (GO): extracellular region
Molecular function (GO): chitin binding
Source: RefSeq, a predicted model, not a curated record